Molecule: messenger RNA, 4321 nt
Organism: Vespa mandarinia (Asian giant hornet)
Lineage: Eukaryota; Metazoa; Arthropoda; Insecta; Hymenoptera; Vespidae
Gene: repo
Product: homeobox domain-containing protein reversed polarity
Biological process (GO): regulation of transcription by RNA polymerase II
Cellular component (GO): nucleus
Molecular function (GO): sequence-specific double-stranded DNA binding; DNA-binding transcription factor activity, RNA polymerase II-specific
Source: RefSeq, a predicted model, not a curated record
CCCAUUUAGGCCAGUUAAGUUACCAACUUCUCGCUGUCUGUCGCCAAGCAUCUCGCUCUCUUCUCUUUUUCUUUCUCUCUCUUUCUCUCUCUCUCUCGAUCCAUCUCUCUUACCCUUUCGAUCGGUUCACGUUUAUGUCAAACGGAAUUCGCGGACUUGGACCAGCUGAAAGAGUCCGGAAGUAGCCGAGAACCGAGUCCUCAACUCGUCGGCUAACUCGGCUAAUUUCGAGAGGGUUGGAUUUCAUUCGUAACCAAGAUCAUGGAUCUAUGUUCCGCAAUUCUGACUGAUACUCUUAUAGGAUUUUUUUUUAAUUAUUGAUGACGAUGAUGAUGACGAUGACCUAAAAAACCAAAAAGAAAAGUUCAUUGGAAAGUGCAAACUGAUAAUGAAGGACAGAGAUAGCGAUGAACAUGGGGUUGUCAUUGCUGGAGUUAGUCACUCACUCCAGAAAGCAAAAGAGAGAGAGGGGCGGGAGAGAGAGGGGGAGAAAGAGAGAGAAGGAGAGAGAGAGAGAGAGAGUGUGAAAAGGACGGAAAGAGUUUCGCGAUCGGUGAAUAAAUCUUAAGCGCGAUCGAAUCAUAGGAAGCGAACUAAGUAAGGUUGUGAAGAAGGAACGCGCGAGAGCGCGGAACGAGCUCGCUAAUUAGCGCCGAUGAAAUUAGCAGUUAAUAUACGCGUAUACACACGGAAUGGGGGUAGUUUGAUUGGGCCAAUUCGAGGCAAUUCCUGGCGAUUGCUGGUUUCAUUGAGCCUGCGCUUAAGAGCUCAGUGCCAUGCUGCCGGUCAACGGACAUGGAUCUCUUCUUCGAGUAACAUAAAACGAGUAAAAAAAAAUGUCCAGGAGAAAGAAGAGUGUUCACUGCCAAUUGAGAAACGUUAAAUUCGUGGAAAAUAUUAGUGAAAUUAAAAUUAACAAUUGUGAUUAUGAGAUAGGAUGAAGUGUGUGGUGACACAUUUGUCAAGAUUUUUAACGGGGAAAAAAGAAAGAAGAAGAAGAAGAAGAAGAAGAAGAAAAUGGCGACUUAUGGUAUAACCUGACCUCAAAGACAGAAAUAUAUAUAUAUAUACACAUGUAUAUAUAUUAUAUACUAUAUAUAUAUAUAUCCCUGGUAUGAUACUAUACUAUACAUACGUAUGUACAUACAUAUAUAAACACACACACACACAUAUGUAUAUAUAUUAUAUACCGAAAGAGACAAAGAAACAGAGAAACGUGAAAGAAAGAGAAGUCAUGUGGGAAAUUCUUGAUCGAGGCCAUACAGUUUCCGAUUCCCACGAGGGUUUCAAGAGAAGGAGAGAUGCAGGCCGAUUUGUGGAGGGCCUCUCGUAUCUAAAGUCCGGCCCCCGGGGGCGGAACAAGAAAGAGCCACGGAGAGUGGCACGAGAGGCACGCGAAGAGAGAUAUACAAGAAGAAGUAACAAGUACGUCGGCGCAGGACAUCGGCGCACACGAGACCUCUCCCAAGAGUAGGUGCUACAUGAUUGGCUAACCUCCAUGUGUGGGGGCGGCCUAACGGCGCUUCGACGGCGGCCUCGUUGAAAAUAUAAGCCUGUGUGAGUGUCCGCUGAUUAGCCAGAGUCAGGACGGAUCGUCGAUAGUGCGAGAGUCUAACUACGCGAUAGAUCUCUCUUUUUCUCUCUCUCUCUCUUUCUCUUUCUCUUUCUCUUUAUCUCACACACACAUAUACUCUCUCAUUCUCUCUUUCUUUCUUUCCCUUUUUUUUCUCAUUUUUUUGUCAUUUUUUAAUUUUUAAUUUUUGUUUUUCUCAAGGAUUUUUUGUUCUCUCUCUCCCUUUUUAUUUUCUUUUCUUUCCCUUAAAUUCAUCAUCUCACAUUUCGUCAGUUAUCAGAAAGAGGAGAAGAAAGAGAUCGGAGAGAUCUCUUUGGGGUUCGUGAACCGUUCUCCAAUUCGUUUAAUUACGUUUAGUUUCGUUUAGUUCGUUAUAACUCAUCCGUCCUUAUCAUCCCAUCCUUCUCUCAUCAUCGUCCUGUUCACUUCCAAGGUCCUCCUCAUACUCGUGCUCCCAUUAAACGACUGUAUAAUAUCCGACGGAUACCGGUCUGUCUCUCUAUCUCACUGUCUAUAUAACCGACAGUUUACUUCGUUAACUUCGCUUAAAACUAAUCAAAAUUAAUCAUAACCCGGCAACGAUUGAUACCAAUUGCUUUGGAUUCCAUUAGAGGCGCCAAGCGGUUAACGAUCGCCUCUAUUUCUAUAGCUUUGCUUUCCUUAUUAAUGAGGAUUUUUUGACCUCAAAUAAAAAGGAUAAGCAAGAAGAAGAAGAAGAAGAAGAAGAAAUACAAAGAGGAAGAAGAAGAGAAAGAAGAAGAAGAAGAAGAAGAAGAAGAAGAAGAAAGAAAAGGAUAAUCAUCGUCAUUAAGAUUCUUCAUUUGGAUCAACGUAACGUUCUUCAAUCUCGAAACUCAUCUAUUACUGUUGCUGAUUAUGACGUUGAUGAUGAUGAUUACAACGAUGAUGGCUCUGUGAUAUAAUUUAUCAAAGUGGAUUCAUUUGGAAUCGUCGAGGAAUAUUAAAUUUGUCUUCUGGGAUUAUCAAAUUAAGAACGAGAGAAUGGACGGUGGUCCGUUCGACGAUCCAAUAUUUUCCGACUUUGGUGGUCGAGGUGGUACCGGAGUUCAUAGUAUUCAAGUGAUGCUAGGUUUACACGGUGGACAUCAUGGAAAUGACUUGAUGCCAACCGGUGGACAUCUUCAUAAAUUGGAUUCUUCGAAUAGUCCACCACCUCAUCAUCAAACGGCUCAUCAUCAUAUGCAGCAACAACAACAACAGCAACAACAGCAACAACAGCAACAGCAGCAGCAACAACAACAACAACAGCAACAACAACAACAAAAAGAAUUGAAGGAAUUAGAAUUAGCUGGUAUGUACGCGCCGUUACCUCAAACUCCGGAUGUAACAACCUCGACGACGACCACAGCAACACCUACGUCUACAACAUUGCAACAAGGUCUUCAACUUGGUAAUUCUCUAAAGAGAAAGCCGGACGAUCCCAUGAACCCUCUUGCACCAGUGAGCGGCGAAACGCAAUCGGCUAAGAAAGACUCAAAAAAGAAAACCGAUAAUAAUGGAAUCAAAAAGAAGAAAACCAGAACUACCUUUACGGCUUAUCAGUUGGAAGAAUUGGAAAGAGCGUUCGAACGUGCACCUUAUCCUGACGUUUUUGCUCGCGAGGAGUUAGCUUUAAAGUUAGCACUAUCGGAAUCUCGAGUACAAGUCUGGUUUCAGAAUCGACGUGCAAAAUGGCGGAAAAGGGAACCUCCGCGAAAAACUGCCGGUUACAUGGCAGCUGGUUCUGCUAGUCCUGGUCUCUCAGGUUCAUUCACGUCUUUGAACAACACGUUGAAUCCAUUUGCAUCUCCAGCGACAGCAGCAGCGCCACCUGACGCUUGGACGUAUACUCCGGCUUACGAUUUGGCGCCACAUUUGAAUCUCUUGAGUCCUUCUAACUCGCCAUAUACGACGUCAUUUGGUGGUCCUAGUAAUAAUGGAUCAGCAUAUUCUUAUGCUACAAUGUUGCCUCAACAUGAUGCUUCCUUAUUUUCUGCACCUUCUAGCAACACGAUGCGUGUUCAUCAGGAUUACAUGAAUGCUAGUAAUAGUCCACCACCGCCAUUAACACGUAAUGAUUAUCAGACAAUGGUUACUACCACUCAUUCACCUCCUACUCAUCUUGGUGGUUCCAUGUCUGAGGAUGAACAUCAACAAAAUAAACAAUUGGAUUAUGUAAGUGGUCUCAGUCCAGCUGAUAAGUAUCAACACGAUCAAGCUGAUUAUUCGCAGCAACAGCAACAGCAACAGCACGAUCAGAAACAAGAAUAUGGUAUGCAUUCACCUCAAGGACGUCAAAGUAUAAAGGAUCAGGUGAUGAUCAAGAGCGAACCAAACAGUCAACAAAGUUACGUGCAAUUGCCUCCUUUUCUCAACUGACUCGAAAGCCAAUUUCUAGAUUUCUUCUAGAUGGCUUUUAUCGUUACUACUCGACUUUACCGUGUGAAUCCUUAUCUCUAAAAUCUCAAGACGAUCAUGAUUCUUCCUCCUUAAUGUGACUCUCUUUAUAUUUUAUUACAUAGAAUUUCAAUUCAGAGGAUUAUUCCUCUUCAAUGACACGAGACAGCUAUGUGUGUAAACGGGAGCUGUUAAACUUUUUACACUUUUCUUUUGUCCUUUUUUUUCAAACUUAUUCAUACUAUGCAAAUUAAUAUUGUUAGUCCAUUAAGAUAUUGUGCUUUAUAUGAUAUAUGUAUGUAUAGCAAGUUUAAUCAGCGUGUUUCUUCGUGAUAUACGAUUUAAUUACUA